Messenger RNA from Monosiga brevicollis MX1, 1925 nucleotides. RefSeq lists its product as uncharacterized. The transcript has 8 exons. Bases 1 to 1839 code for a protein of 612 amino acids. Gene Ontology annotation, molecular function: UDP-glycosyltransferase activity. NCBI's taxonomy places the organism in Eukaryota, Choanoflagellata, Craspedida, Salpingoecidae. The record is from RefSeq and is a predicted model, not a curated record.
AUGGCGCGCAUUUUGAUUUGCCUUGUGGCCUUGGCCGCGCUGGCCCUGGCCCUGGCUCUGGCUGACCCCGCCACCCAAGCCAAGGCCACCCAAGCCAAGGCCACCCAAGCCAAGGCCACGCCCGCACCGGCCACGACCACGCCCGCACCGGCCACGACCACGCCCGCACCGGCCACGACCACGUCCGCACCGGCCACCGCUGGUGCCACGGGUCGCCGCGUUACCCCAAAGAAGAUCCUGAUGCAGGGCCUGCCUUUUGCCACCUCCCACCACAUGGUCCUUGCCAAGAUCGGGCGCGAGCUGGUUGCCCGAGGUCACGAGGUUCACUUUGUGCGUUCCAGCGUCGACAGCGAUCGAGUCGACACGACGGGCCUCAACGUUCACACGCUGCAGCUCAACUCCACCAAGGAGCACUACGCCGCCCAUGUCCUUGAGAUCGCUGAUGACGAGCCCCUCGAAGGCGCUCUCAAGAUCCUGCGCGAAAAGGCCGCCAUUUGCGAGCGCAUUGCUGAAGAACCCAAACUCCUCGAGCUCAUGAAGACAAUGGAUGUGGCUCUGGUCGAUCCAGCCUAUCUGUGCUCUGUCAUCUACUCUUACGCUAUGAACAUCCCCAUCCGCGUGGACAUCUCACCCGUCAACUUUUAUGGUACGAGCAGCUGGGUGGGGGUUUUUUGCUCUUGCGCCCUCCUCCUUCUGGAUGACACCGGCUUGAUACGCCCCGUCCCAUACUCCAUCCUUACCACGCACAUGAUCACACACACCUCCCCAACCAUGUUAGAUCCCUUCAUGUCCGCGCCUUAUGAAAUCCCGCAGCCCUGGGCCACCGUGCCGCAAAUGGGCACCAAGUUCACCCCAGACAUGACUUUUGGUCAGCGCCUCUUCAACAGCAUCAGCUGGGCAGUGCAAUAUUGGGCUCGCCACGGCUUCUUGGAGGACCUGAUCCAUGAUCUCAACGAGCGCUUCCGACCUGGCGUCAAGCUCUACGAUAGCUUCCAAAACGCCUCUUUUGUCCUCUUCCCCACUUCCCCGGCUUUUGAUUUCCCCCGCCAGUUGCCGCCCAACUGCAAGAUGAUUGGUCCCAUCCUGCCCGAACCCGCAGCGUUCCCCUUUGCGCAAGAUCCCAAACUCUCAGACAUUGUUGCAAAUGCCAAGAAUGGCAUCGUGCUUGUCUCCUUUGGUACGCUCGCACGUCUCAAACCUGAACAAGCCCAAGCGCUUGCCGAUGCCGUGGCCACUCUCAAGCAAACGGUCAUUUGGAAGUACAACGGCGAAGCUCCGCGUGUCGGCAAGAACACCAUUUUGAGCAAGUGGAUUCCGCAGAAUGACCUGCUUGGCCACCCCAACACCAAGCUUUUCAUCGCUCACGGUGGUGCCAAUGGCAUUCUGGAGGCUGCCUACCAUGGCGUCCCCAUCCUCGGCUACCCCUUGUUCGGCGAUCAGUGGGAUAACGUUGCACGCGCAGUGUGGCGCGGCAUGGCCAUCUCGGUGGACAAGGACACAGCCACGACCGAGUCCCUCGUGGCCGACCUUGACCUGCUGCUCAACAACCCGACAUACCAAUACAACGCCAAGUUGGUGUCUUCAGUGAUUCGCGACACCCCGCGCACUCCUGUUGAGCAGGCGGCUGACUGGAUUGAGUACGCGAUCAAGUAUGAGGGAGCACACUUCCUGAAGAUGCCCUCCUACAGCCACCCGUGGUACAUCAACCAGGGUUGGGAUGUCGGUUGCUUCUGGCUGGCCUUGGCCGCAACCCUGGUCGGUGGUCUGCUGUGGACGUUGCGCGCCCUCUUCCGAUGCGUUGUAGGCUUAGUCAGCGGUGACAAGCGCAAGCGCGAUUAAUUUGAUCCUGUUUGCGCCGAGCCCCCUCUGUGUCUUGAUUAUCCCGUGUACAUGUAUAUUUUUUUGAAAUGGAUUAACAUGACAUU